UUUUUCCUGUCUGGAGCUGGGGGAUAGGGCAGGGAGGGAGCGCGAGCGCAUUCAGCACCUGUUUUGCGCCGGCUCUGUGCUGAGCGAGCCCUGGCCUGAUUGACGGGCCAGCUCAAUCUAACUUCUUGGGGGCUCGCGGCAGAAUUAGCUAUUUGUGCGGUGCACCUUUAAGUCAUGAAUCCGCCCAGAUUUUUGGCAACCACAAAGGGAUACCAGAACUAGAGGAACCAGAUUUCUUCUCCUGCCAUGAUUUUCCUGUCCCCUCUUCCUUUUCCUUCUCUCUCCAAGAAGCCCUUCAAAGCUUUCUCAGGCUCUUUGCCUACAUUUGCCCACCAGGAGAGCCAGGUAGCUGGGUCUCUCCCUCACAAAGGUUGUUCCUGUUAACUCCUUCUGCUGUUAUUGCUACUUGCUGUUCCUCCUACUGGUAAAAUGUGCUCCUCAGCAAGAUUGUGAUGCUUCUACCAAAAUGAAGUGCAAGAUACCAGUUGUUCUCCUUGCCUGUGGCUCCUUUAACCCCAUUACAAAUAUGCACCUGCGUUUAUUUGAAGUAGCUAGAGAUCAUCUUCACCAAACAGGAAUGUACCAGGUGAUUGAAGGCAUAAUUUCCCCAGUAAAUGACAACUAUGGAAAGAAAGAUCUUGCAGCUGCAAAACACCGGGUAGCGAUGGUACAACUUGCGCUACAGACUUCCAACUGGAUUCGAGUGGAUCAAUGGGAGAGUGAACAAAAGGACUGGAUAGAAACAGUGAAGGUGUUGAGACACCACUACGAUGAAUUGCUCAAAUCCUUAUCCAAAAGGAAAGAGGCCACAAGCUCCAUGGUGGGCACUGAAAUACCUCCUGAAGAUAUCACAACUCCGACUCUUACAGGUGUUCCAGAGUUAAAGCUGCUCUGUGGUGCAGAUGUCCUGAAGACAUUUCAAACACCCAAACUCUGGAAAGAUGAACACAUCCAAGAAAUAGUUGAAAAGUUUGGUUUAGUAUGUGUUAGCAGGGUUAACCAUGACCUUCAACAAUAUAUCUCUGAAUCAACCAUUUUAAGUCAGAAUCAGCACAAUAUACAUAUAGUCAAGAAUCCUGUACAGAGUGAUUUGAGUGCCACAUACAUACGACAAGCCCUGUACCAAGGGCAGAGUGUGAAGUAUCUGCUUCCGGACUCAGUCAUUUCCUAUAUCAAGAACCAUCACCUCUACCUGGAAGAGAGCAAAUAGAUAUAAUAAAAGGAAUGGGAAGAUGAAGGAAAUGUAGUGGAGUGAUAACACAUUACAUUGUCAAGUUCUCUGAAUGUUCCAUCUCUGUCCAUAACAACCCUACACCACCAAAAAAACCCACAAUUUUAUUGGAACAUCCUUCCUGGAGAUAUAGAAAACUGAUUUCCUGUAGGAAAAAUUACUAAGUUCUAAAGAAAAAAGUGUAUUAACGAAAUUACUGCAUUGCAAGUUGAUAAAUUAUGAGAAGAAAACCCUUUUGAGGUCAUUAUAUUAAGAAGUUUAUUGAAGCUUUAUUCAGCAUGUGAAAUUUAGCUUCCACUGUUAUUAAUAGUUUAUAAAACUAAUAUGGGAUUUUUUUUGGUUUUGUGUUUUUUUAAGAAUGGCAAAGUGUUCUUUGCUAUAUUAUCAGUAUUGUACAUAUUGAAUUUCUUAAGUCUUUAAGCACAACAUCCCAUUCUUUAUUGAAGAUAUUUGGCAGGGUGGUAAUUACUUUAUACACUGGACUUAGUAAGCUUUUGUUUUGGAAAGAAUAGUACUAAUUGAGCAAUACCAUAAUGAGAAGUUCAGUAGUGACAAGUGUAGACUCAUUGACUGUGUUCUCAGCACUUUCCUAAAUGAUAUUGGAUAUUCCACAGAGAACCAUUUAAGAGGAAAGCAUUUCUGUUUGGUAUUAAUAAAAGUGAAAAUUAAGCUAUUUUCUAAGCAGAUAUUUUCACAUAUUUUAAUGUAAUAAAUAUUUACAAUACUAUUUUAGCAGAGUAAUGAUAUUCCUGACUACAAAUGCCAAUGCCCCUAUUUUUCAGGUUUCUUUAAAAAAAUUUUUUUUGAUUCACUUUGUUUUAACAGUAUCUUUUGAAUGUUUCAUGUCUACAUGUUAGCAAACAUGAAAAUAAAAUUACAUCAGAAAGUCUAA
Molecule: messenger RNA, 2123 nt
Organism: Monodelphis domestica (gray short-tailed opossum)
Lineage: Eukaryota; Metazoa; Chordata; Mammalia; Didelphimorphia; Didelphidae
Source: RefSeq, a predicted model, not a curated record